Molecule: messenger RNA, 1882 nt
Organism: Oryza sativa Japonica Group (Japanese rice)
Lineage: Eukaryota; Viridiplantae; Streptophyta; Magnoliopsida; Poales; Poaceae
Source: RefSeq, a predicted model, not a curated record
AUAUAUACCACUUGCGGGUGCUGCGGAAUGGAGCAGAAAUGUGCCUUCUCUGAUUGAUUUUAAGGUGGUUUUGGCCCUUUGGGUCCUUUCUUGAGGGAUUUGCACAGGCAAGACCACCGUUCAAUUUUGGUUUCUUCCAAGGGAGAAGAUUGUGGCCGUUUUCUUGAGGGGGUUUGAUCUUUUUGUGGGGAGUGGUUUUGUGUUUUCCUGAAGAAAUUUGAGUUCUUUCUUUUUCUUGGAGCUGUUCUAGCAGUCUAGGUCUCAAGAGUGAAGCAGCCUGCUUCCACUGGCUCUCGGGCGUUUCAGUUUGCUUUCUCCCCAAAUUUUGCUUCUUUCUUGUGAGAAUUGUAGUUUUAGUCUUGCCGGAGCUUAUUCUUUUUUUGUUAAUUCAUUUUUUUUCUUGUGAGAAUUGUAGUUUUUCAGGAAAUCUUUUGGUUCGAUUUGUUCUGUUAAGGAAUCCGAGUGAAAAGUGUUGUUUUCAAUUUUUUUUCCUUGUAUUUCUUCAAACGAGGAAUCUUGAGUAGUUUUCUUUUGAAUGAAAGAUACCUUAGUGUUUGUUUGCCAUAUCGCUACAGUUGAUUUUGGUAGCUCUGGAUGAUUGGGAGAGAAGGUGCAAUUUGUUAGUGCCUUGUGAGAGAAAUACUAUUGAUUAGCAGUUCUUGGACAGAAAAUCUUGCAUCCUCCAGCACCAGCAGUUUUCUCCUACUGGAUCAGUGUUCGGAUCAAACUUGAAGUGGAUGACGUCGCAAGGAGGAGUUCCUACAUUCGGGAACUGGUCAGCCGCAGGCGACACCCCGUACACGCAGAAGUUUGAGAACCUGAGAAGGAGCAAGAAAACUGCUACCGGUGUUUACUCCAACCCAAAUGAAGUGAUCACUGAAACACCUGAUCAGCCUCCUCCUCCUCUCAGGUCACCACUGCAUCCAUCCUCUCAUGAUGCCCUGAACCAAAGGCAGAGGUAUGAAAGAAAGCCCGAAACCGGCCAUCCCCGGCCUGCCGGAUCGCCUCUCCACCGCGAAACCGUGGCGAGACGGCACGCCAAUCCGCUGCAGCAGCAUCAUCUGGACCAUGGUGGCUAUGGUGGCUCACCCAGAAGCCCUUACAGAGAAGUUGCAGCUGCUGCUGCUGCCUCUCCAAGGUCCAGGUACAGGUCAGCUGGGAUGCAGACUCCAGAUAGGAAGGCCUCUUCAUCUGAUGGCCGUGUCCCAGUGACUCCAGGAAGGAGCAGGUUGAAGCAAGGAGGCAGAGGCUUUGAACCUGCUUUAGAUGAAGUGACUGUACCUCCAUUUGGUGAUUGGGAUGAUGCUAAUGCGGCAUCUGGGGAGAAGUACACCGGCAUUUUUAACAGGGUUAGGCGUGAUAAGCUGACCCCAAACUCUUCUGUCAAGCAGCAACCACCAUCUUCUCCUUCUGGUGGCAGAAGACAGGAACAUAAAGUGCAACAGGCCUGCUCAUGCUGCAUCCUGUGACGAGAUUAAGAGCUGGACAUCCUGCACUGGACCUGCCCUUUUGUUCUUCUUGGUGACAUAUAAAGGCACAUUUGAAUAUUUGAAGAGAUUCAUAUAAUGGAAAUACUUUGCCUUUGCUUGAAUAUAGGUGCAUAGAAAAUAUAGAAUGCGAUACAGGUCUGUAACAUAUAUAUAUCUAAGUAUAUAAAUCAGCUUCUACAGUUUCCCUUUCCUAUCUUGGCUUUGUUUCUCAGCAUCCUGCACUAGUCCAUGAAGAAUGCUGAUGAUGUUUUACCUGUAAUCUGGCUUUUGAUUCUCACUCAUGUAUCUAUUUAUAUCGUGUCACUGGCGACAAUUUUCAGUCAUAAAUUUGCCAGUUGUAAGAUACUUUGUGAGAAAUGAGUAUUGUCUUCAUGAUGAAGAAACUUCAGAAA